AUUAAUUUGGAUUCUCUUCUUAUUAUUGACCCACGUGUUUUCGUAGGGCACGAUACCGGUGCUCUCAUCUUCAGAUUAAAAAAGUCUGAGGAACUAGUCGGGUGUUUGAAGUUGUCAUUUAAACUCAACUAUAUAUAAAUUAUUUAUAUAAAAAUGGCAGGUGCUGGGAAACGCCUGAUUCCACUUCUUGAUCGAAUUCUAGUCGAAAGAUUUGUCCCAGAAACUAGAACAAAAGGAGGUAUUAUGAUACCAGAGAAAGCACAAGGCAAAGUUCAUCGUGGAACUGUUGUAGCUGUAGGACCUGGUGCUAGAAAAGAGAAUGGUGAACAUAUUCCACCAGCUGUUAAUGUAGGAGAUGAAGUUUUAUUGCCAGAAUACGGUGGAACCAAAAUUGAAAUAGACAAUAAGGAUAUGUUUCUUUUUAGAGAUAGCGAAAUUCUUGGAAAGUGGGCGAAGUAGAAAAUAAAAAGUUAAAUCGUUACAUUGGAAGAAGUUCAUCGUGUUAGUUUAUCAUUACGUUUAUAUAUACAUUUUGAAAUUUUUUUGUACAAUGCAUUUAAUCACUAGCUAAACAAUAAAUAUUUUCUUUGAA
Messenger RNA from Uloborus diversus, 592 nucleotides. Its product is annotated as 10 kDa heat shock protein, mitochondrial-like. Bases 154 to 459 code for a protein of 101 amino acids. The record is from RefSeq and is a predicted model, not a curated record. Gene Ontology annotation, molecular function: protein folding chaperone; ATP binding; protein-folding chaperone binding. Gene Ontology annotation, cellular component: mitochondrial matrix. The transcript has 4 exons. Lineage: Eukaryota; Metazoa; Arthropoda; Arachnida; Araneae; Uloboridae.